This is a messenger RNA of Malassezia japonica, 432 nucleotides long. RefSeq lists its product as uncharacterized. The transcript is spliced from 2 exons. The record is from RefSeq and is a predicted model, not a curated record. Bases 1 to 432 code for a protein of 143 amino acids. Lineage: Eukaryota; Fungi; Basidiomycota; Malasseziomycetes; Malasseziales; Malasseziaceae.
AUGGACGCGGCGGUGGACGUGUAUGCCGUGCUGGGCGUAGCAAGCGAUGCAGACGCCUCGACUGUGCGCACGGCCUACCUGAACCUUGUGCGCACCAACCACCCCGACAAGGCGCACGGCGACGAAAUUCCGGAGCGCAUCCGGCUGAUUAACGCCGCGUACGAAACGCUGCGUGAUCCCUCGGCGCGCGACGAAUACCUCAAGCGGCGUGCAAUCUACCUCGCACAGAACCAGGCUGCGCGCCCUCCGCGAGUCGCAGACACAGUCGACAUUGAUGCAUUCGACGUCGUGGGCGAUGGCGACGCCAUGCGGUUGGUCUAUCCCUGCCGGUGUGGGCAGCAGUACGUGCUCUGUGCCACCGACUUGGUCGAGUACCUGGAAUGCUCAGGGUGUUCGGAAGUGAUACGGGUGUUGUACGAUAGUGAGGACUAG